This is a messenger RNA of Ahaetulla prasina, 6874 nucleotides long. RefSeq names its product EPS8 like 2 (gene EPS8L2). Lineage: Eukaryota; Metazoa; Chordata; Lepidosauria; Squamata; Colubridae. Gene Ontology annotation, molecular function: actin binding. The record is from RefSeq and is a predicted model, not a curated record. The transcript has 21 exons. Gene Ontology annotation, cellular component: ruffle membrane; plasma membrane; vesicle. Gene Ontology annotation, biological process: regulation of Rho protein signal transduction; Rho protein signal transduction; positive regulation of ruffle assembly. The coding region runs from base 500 to 2704 and encodes 734 amino acids.
GUAAUGGCUCCCCUCCCCGCCCCGCAAUCUCGGAGAAAUAAAACGGGACUCCAAAGCGGAGGCCAGCCCCGCACUCAGCAGCGCCGCGCCAGGGGUCAGCAGAGAUCCCAGACCGGCUUGGCAGGGAAAGGGACUAACCUGUGGCUACUGCCACAGCGGCGACUCCUCCUCCUCCUCGUCCUCCUCCUUCUCCUCCAUCACCACCACUCCGCCUCUUUCGCUCGCUGGGCGAAGAAAGCCGCCUCCUUCCACCUGCUCGCGGCGACGCUCGAUCGUCCGGACGCGGAGAAAAGAGGAGAAGCCACCGGAGAAAAGAGGACGACGACAACCCUGCUUUUUUUUUUUCUUUUCCCGGGAACGGGGGCUGAGGCAUGGCAGGACUCUGGGCCGACUGAAGAGGACGAGGGAAUCGCGAGCGGGAAAAGUGGUACAAGGACCGGCGGCGAAGCAGGAGGGUCCGCCUGCCUGAUUCAACGGAGGUGAAUAUCCUGGAAGCAGUAUGAGCCAGAAAGGAUCCACAGGCAGCCACUCUGGCUCUUCAAAUGGCAGCAUGGGUAAAGGAGAUGGUGCUGGCAAAAUGAGUGCAAAGGAUUUAUAUGAACAAAGGAAGAAAUACUCCAACUCAAACGUCAUCAUGCACGAAACAUCUCAAUACCAUGUCCAGCACCUGGCUACCUUCAUCAUGGAUAAAAGCGAGGCCAUUGUAACAGUGGAAGAUGCCAUCAGGAAACUCAAACAGCUGAGCUCCAAAGAGAAGAUCUGGGCCCAAGAAAUGCUGCUGCAGGUGAAUGACAAAUCUAUUCGACUGUUGGAUUGUGGAACUCAGGAAGAGCUCGAAGACUUCCUUCUGCCAACAGUCCAGCACUGCCAGACUGUGCUGAAUCAGAUGCGAUAUCCCUCCAUCCUCCUGUUGGUGUGUCAAGACUCUGAACAACACAAACCUGACAUUCACUUCUUUAAUUGUGAUGAAGUGGAGGCAGAGAUGGUUCAUGAGGACAUAGAAAGUGCACUUGCUGACCAUAAGUUUGGAAAGAAGAUACGACCUCAGACCCUCAAGGUGAACCAAGAGAAGAUCAAACAGAGGCAAUCCAUCCUUCCCCCACCUCAAGGGCCUGCGCCCAUCCCUUUCCAGGAUGAAAACAGAGGCUUCCGAAAAAACAACCAGAAUCGUGUGGUCCCUCCGUCCCAGCCAGAGCAUGAUCGACGAAGUAGUAGCUCCCAGGAAUAUGAGGAGUCUCGUGCAGCUUUAGCACAGAAGAUUGAAAAAGAAACGCAAAUACUGAAUUGCACCCUCGAUGAUAUUGAGCUGUUUGUGGCCAAGCUUCAAAAAGCAGCAGAAGCAUUCAGGCAACUGAACCAAAGGAAGAAGGGAAAGAAGAACAAGAAGAAAGGGCCAGCAGAGGGAGUUCUGACUCUGCGCGCAAGACCUCCCCAUGAAACCGAGUUUCGGGACUGCUUUCAGAAAAUCAAGCUGGCACUAAAUCUCCUGGUCAAACUGAAAAAACAUAUUCAGAAUCCAAGUGCUUCAGAAUUAGUCCAUUUCCUGUUUGGACCACUGGAACUGAUUGUUAAUAGCAGUGGAGGUCCUGAAUUUGCAAGGUCUGUCAUCAGUCCACUUCUUUCAAAGGAUACUACAGAUUUUCUGAAAGGGCAUCUAACACCAAAGGAAAUGGCAUUGUGGGAAUCCUUAGGAGAGACUUGGACAAGGUCAAGAGCCGAAUGGCCAAGAGAUGCCAACAUCCCAAGAUAUGUUCCAAAGUUUCACAACGGAUGGGAGCCACCCCUGGAAAUCUUUCGUGGGGCUCCAUGGGAAAUAGAUAUUGGCCAUUUGCAAGAAGAGCUGUCAUCAUCCAAUGGGUGUCCCAAUCGCCACUUGAAGCCAGUCCAGACUUCAGACCAAAAGCAAGGAGUGGAUGCCUUUGCUCAGCAUGUUACUCAACACGUAAAUAGGAAUUUUGAGGCACAGGGUAUGGCUCCAUCAAAGAGAUAUGCCAAAAUUCUUUAUGAUUUCACUGCUCGAAAUGCAACUGAACUGUCAGUGCUGAAAGAUGAAAUUCUGGAGGUGUUGGAAGAUAACAAACAAUGGUGGAAGCUGAAAAAUCGAAGUGGACAGGCUGGUUAUGUUCCAUAUAAUAUUUUAGAUCUGGUAACUUCAGAGGAUUUUGCAGCAAUGGAGCAGAGUAAUCAAAAAUACCGAGACUUGAGUCCACGAGCAUCUGGAUCUUCCAGUCCUUCCCAUAAGUUACCUCCUAGCUAUGCUGGCGACAAAUGGGGAAGUGAAAUGGCAGCCCACAGUUCUUCAGAAGCCAAAGGACAAUUGAUCCAUCACAUGGACGAGGUCAAUGAUGAAUUGCUGAAAAAGAUCACAAAUAUCAAAAUCCAGCAACCUCAAAGAAAUUUUAGAGUAGAGAAGACCCAGCAGGUUCAUGUGCCCUUAACCUUUGAAUCCAAUGCUGAGGAAGUCAGAGUUUGGCUGGAAGCAAAUUCAUUCAGCAAAGGAACCGUGGGCCAUCUUGGCAUAUUGACAGGAGCACAGCUUUUCUCCUUGAACAAAGAAGAAUUGAAAAAAGUAUGCGGAGAAGAAGGUGCCCGGGUAUUUAGCAAAAUCACAGUGCAAAGGUCUAUUCUAGAGAAAAAUAGAGAGAAAUCAGAACUUGAGGAAAUCAUGCAGCGACGCCAAGAGAGGAUUGAUUCUUCUAUUUAAGUUAUUUUGGUUUAUUUCAACUUGUAGUCACAUAUAUUUACUUGCAGGAAAAAGGGAAAAGAGGAAAAUAUAAUGGAGUACCUCUUCAAGUGAGACUGUUGGGACUAUCAAUGUACAUUGCCAUUCAGACCAACUGUUCCUUCAGCAAUGUUGACAAAGGGAACACUAAACUCCCUCAUUAAUUUGACAAUGCAUUGGGAAAGAAGCUGUAGUAUUGAAUGAAGUAUUAUAUUUUUAUAUUGCUAUAUUUUAUACAUGAUGUUACGUCUAUGAUUUCAGAGCAUGAGGACGACCAGAUUUCUGCUCUAAGCAAAAGUUGGAUUGAAGCAAAACAACCCAGUCAAUCUACGCAGUAUGUUGUCUCUGUGACCCAACAAUGCAUCCAGAACUGGCUGGAAAUACCAUUUGUUAUUAGCCAGCAAAUCCAUGUGCUUGGAAGCCUGCAUGCUUCCAAACCUUCUGCUAGUUUUGUACAAAACUCAGUACAAUCUGUAUCUAGCAUGCAGUGGGGAAUCUUCUGCAUCGCCUUUGUUACGUACAAAAGCUUAACAUUACCAGGCAAGAGCUUUAAGUUGGCCUGCUUUUUUCCCUAGAAUUAUUCCUCCCUGCACAAGCUGCUUUAAAAAAAAUUACACGCAAUCAAAAAGGGUCUUGGGGAAAAUACUUUGCACUGUAGUAAGUCGGGUUCACCCAAUGGCAGUUUAGUGAUUCAUUGCUUCAUCCAUAUUGAAAGUGAUAGCAUUCUUUGCUUUCAAUAACACAUCUCUCCUUUCUUUGCAUAUGUUUUUCUACAGGCUUUGCACAAACACACACACACACACAGACACGCACAGACACAUACAUUCCCAAGACCUGAAUCAACUUGAAUUCUUUGCACUUGCCCAGGCUUGACCCCACAUACCUCUAUUCUGAUCCUGAAGUGAACACAUGAGGCAUCCCUGAAAAUUUCAACAGCAAAUCUAAAUAGUCACAGUAUUCAAAUUGUCUUGUGAAAAGGAAUGUCAAGACAUAUAAAAGAGUGCAUAACUGAACUGGCCCAUAGCCACCUAUAUAAAAACUUCUAUUUCUUAUUUAUUAGUAUAAGGAGAUACCUGGAGUUCUACAAUCCAAGACUGUAUAUAUAUAUAUAUGUUCACGUGUUUAGAACCAAAGCCUCAUGGGAAGAGCCCUCAGACUGCUCUGACAAUGGACUCUCUGGCAGCUCUGCAAAUACAAAUGCAGCAAGAUGGAAGAGAGAACAGCAUGUCAUUUGGUUCUUUCCCCCAGACUUUUUAUUUUUCUUUUCCUGUUUUCUUUUGUGCCUAUUCUCUUUUAAACCAACAGGAGGAAGUGGUUCUGCACCAUCUGCAAAAUUGGUGUAGAUUAAGAUUAGGUUUAGGGCAGUAAUGGCGAACCUUUUCGGCACUGGUGCGCAUGCUCAUGCAGGAAAACGGAAGACCAGCUCUUCUAGUUUCUGGCAUUGCCGCAUGCAAAAAGGCCAGCUGAUCGUCAUGUGUGCAUGCCCGCCAGAAACCCGGAAAAGGAACAGGCACUGCCGCACAUGCCAGGCGACAUGUUUCUCUGUGCCACUCCGGGCAUGCAUGCCAUAGGUUCACCAUCAUGGGUUUAGGGCAUAUCAGGUGCCCCCAAAAAACUACCUAUAUUCUCUGCUUCCAUUUCCCCAACAUUGGACUUCAGGUGUUUACAAGCAAAUUUUUAACAUUUUUACAGAGGUUGGCAAAGAAUAUUCAAGGUAGAUCUUUCCACUCCAGUGGGAAAUUGAAGAAGUCUCCCAAAUACUCUUCCAAGGGAGUAAUCCGAAGAAAUACAAUUUAGAAAUCAAUGUUUGUUUCUUUGUUUUAAUCCAUUAUCACUAAACUGUAUUCAGACGAAGCUUUAGAAUGAAGGGCUGUAACUAUUCUCAGUAACAUAUGGCAAAAAUCUUCAAAGUAAAAGUGGACUGAAAUGAAAGCCAAACAAAUGCAUUCACUUUUGCUGAUUGGCAUGGCUUUAGGAUGCUUUUCUUACUUAUUCUUUUUAUCCUAGGGAUAGGACAAAAUUAGCUCUUUGUUUGGGCACUCUUGACUCAUAGGAAGCUUCAGUAUCACCCAAUUAAUGUUUAAUCAAAAUACAAGGAAGAACCCAACAUAUAAUUCCAAUCUGAUGGGAUUCUCAACAUUCCAAAUGCAUUCAAACCAUGCAAUCUGCUUUAAUCUGUUGAAUGAUACAUGAGACAAUUUAUUUUGUUUCCAGGAAAUCCUCUAAUGAAUAUAAACUUUCAUAAAAACUAAAUUUAUGAGCCAUAUGGAGAGGAGGAAAGUGAAAUAUGAAAUUAGAACAUGGCACCUUAUGCACUCAAGACACCAUUAAUUACUCUUUUAUAUAAUUUUUAAAAUCUAGAAUAGGUUGGUGAAAACUUAUAUUUGGUGGCUAAGUUUUUAGUAGAUUCAUCAUACUAAAGGUCCCACUGUGUCUCUUAUCUUUUGUAAAGUGAAGCUCCACUUUGCUUUAUUAGGCAUAAGCUAAAAUCCACAACCAGUCAUGAUUCUCAGAUGCUUUUCUUUUUCUGCCUAAAUUAUGUAAUUGGCUGCUUACAUCCCCAGUGGGAAGCUAUUUACCCAAAAUCAAAGUAUGCAAUUGAAGUGGGACUGUAGACUUAUGAAAAUUGCUGUAGUCAGUGUUGGUGAACACAAGUCCGUUCAAACUGCAAAUCAGUAUAUAAGAUAUUAGCUGCUAAAACUUCAUUUACAUAUAUUUUGAAACUGAAAAUAUAUAAAUCUUGAAGAAAUUGUUGAACAUGGACUGGGUCUGGUAUAUAUCAUUCCAAAAAAUGUGUAUUAUUCUGCAUGUCUGGAAAAAUUUGUGAAAUCAAGCCUUUAAAGAAGGCAUACUUCGUUGCUUAAUGUUCCUCUAUCUACUAUUAUUUGUACAUUAGCCAGAAUGGUUUAUCUGUACAUAACUAUGUAGACAAAGUUCUUAACAAAGGCGAAACAAAAAGCUUUUGUGGUGAUAUUGCUAACUAAAAAUAUGCUCAUGUUAAGCAUUUUAAAGGUAGUGUGCAGAGAUAAUUUAAAUCAUAUUUUAAAAUCAGAAAAAAUAUAUAUUAUACGUGAAGCUGACAAAUAUAUAAGCAGCAGCUGAUGCACUUACUUAUAGACCAGAUAUAGAGCAGGCAAAAUUAACUAUCCGCUUAUCAUAUGGAAUAUUAAUAGUACAGUAAAGCCAAACAAAGUAAUAUAGAUAUUGAGAACUAAUAGGAAGAUUAAACAAUAAAUAUAAGAAAUAAAUGACUAUGUUCUCACUUUUAAAUGUACAUUAAUAGCUGUAGAGUUAAAUUCACUAAAGAUAAAGGAUUAUCUCCAUUAAGGAACAAUUCCAGGAGAGAGGAAGCAAUCAAAGUAACAAAAUUACUUUUUCCCCACAGUGUAUUUACCUAUGUAUAUGGUAGGAGGACUGAAGUGACAUUAUCCCGUCUUUCAUUUGACUUUUUACAACCCUAUAAACAUCUUUUCUCUUAAUUGAAGUGAAAUACAUUUCUCUGGCUCUUAUUUUCCAAUGACAGGUCAGAACAGAAGGGGUUUGGAUCCUCUAAAUCCACAGCCAGUCUUGGCAUGUUUGACUUUUCUCUGUUUGAUGGUAUUAGAGUAUAAAUAAUUCCAUCAGUGACUUUUCUGCAGUAGCCAGUAGGAAGCUUGGAAGACUGAAUCCCUUCCUACUUGGAGCAAUCACUUUCCUCUGCCAUUGGAGGAGGACCGCCAAAUACACUCUAUGGCAAAUGUAGUUACAAGACUCUCCUAUAUCACAUUAAUGGAGUAAGCACAAUCCUCAUUGCAUCACAAGGCCCGGAAAACUGCUGUAGAAAGACUAGUCUCUGUCUUGAUUUAUUUGGAAGUAUUUGAAGCAUAUCAAAUUGAUCUGAAGAUAUGCCUAACCAAAGAUGCUUUCAUUAGUGUUGCUGAAUUGUCUGUAUGUACUAUAAAUGAAAUGGCAAGUUGAUUGAAAAUUAAUAUUAAUUUUAAAAUGUAUCCUUAUGUAAAAUAUGAAUGGAAAUUUUAGUGCUUUGCUUAAUUGUAUCUGUGCUUCAUUUGUCGCACAAUUUGCAUGAUUUCAAACAAAAAUGGGAAAUUUGAGAUUUUUAAUACGUGUCCUCUCUUGCAUAUUAAAACUAUCUACCAGCACUGCUCAAAAUGG